Messenger RNA from Pseudonaja textilis, 3074 nucleotides. RefSeq names its product DNA polymerase eta (gene POLH). Gene Ontology annotation, cellular component: site of double-strand break; replication fork; nucleus. Gene Ontology annotation, biological process: error-prone translesion synthesis; response to radiation. NCBI's taxonomy places the organism in Eukaryota, Metazoa, Chordata, Lepidosauria, Squamata, Elapidae. The record is from RefSeq and is a predicted model, not a curated record. Gene Ontology annotation, molecular function: damaged DNA binding; DNA-directed DNA polymerase activity.
GGAACGGGACUUGAACGAGGGAGGUUAUCCCGGAUUCCUCUGCUUCCCCGUCUACUUCUGGCCUCGGUUUAAUCCUUGUUGGUGGCCGUCAGCGGACCGCGAUGGUUCGGGGACAGGAGCGAGUGGUGGCGUUGGCGGAUAUGGACUGUUUCUACAUACAGGUGGAGCGACGGCUGGAUCCCCGUCUGCAUGGAAAGCCGUGUGUCGUGGUGCAGUAUAAGACGUGGAAAGGUGGCGGGAUAAUUGCUGUGAGCUAUGAAGCCCGUGCUUUUGGAGUUAAAAGAAACAUGUGGGCUGCUGAUGCCAAGAAGUUGUGCCCAGAUCUCGAAUUGGCUAGAGUGCCCGAGGCCCGUGGCAAAGCAGACCUCACCAGAUAUAGAGAAGCCAGCAUAGAGGUGAUGGAAGUGAUGUCACGUUUUGCUGUGAUUGAACGUGCCAGCAUCGAUGAAGCUUAUCUGGACUUAACACAAGCUGUACAAGAAAGGCUGAAGAAGAUGAAAGGUCAACAUAUUCCAGUAGAGCAGUUGGGAACUACUUAUAUUCAAGGAUUCCCAAAUAACCCUGAAGAAGAAGAAAAUACUGACAACAAAGAGGAGAUAAGACAACGUGGUGUGUGCCAGUGGCUCACGUCACUGCCUUUUGGAGAUCCCAGCAAUCCAGAAUUGCAGCUGACAGUAGGGGCAGUGAUCAUGGAAGAAAUGAGGGCUGCUGUGGAGUCUGUCACUGGAUUUCAAUGUUCUGUUGGAAUUUCUCACAAUAAGGUAUUAGCAAAACUGGCCUGUGGCCUCAACAAACCAAAUCGACAGACUCUGGUAUCACAAGGGGCUGUUCCUCAGCUCUUUAGCAACAUGCCAAUUGGCAACAUUCGCAACCUUGGAGGGAAACUAGGUGCUUCUAUUACUGAAUGUCUUGGAGUGCAAUAUAUGGGAGAGCUGAUCCAGUUCACUGAAUCACAGCUUCAGACACAUUUUGGAGAGAAGACUGGAUCCUGGCUAUAUGAACUGUGCAGAGGAAUUGAUUUUGAGCCUGUGAAAGCUAGACAAUUGCCAAAGUCCAUUGGUUGCAGUAAGAAUUUCCCUGGAAAAACAGCAUUGGUUACUCAGAAACAGGUGCAGUAUUGGCUCUUGCAGUUGGCCUUGGAGCUGGAAGAGAGAUUGAAUAAGGAUAAAGACCAGAACAACCGGCUCGCUAAACAGUUGACUGUUGGGAUCCAUAUGCAGGGUGGUAAACAUACCAAUCUAACGCGCUGCUGUGCCUUGUCCCAGUAUGAUGCUCAAAAAAUUAGCAGAGACGCCUUUGCACUAAUCCAGAACUGUAACACAGCAGCAGGCCAGCAAGCGACAUGGACUCCUCCUGUUACACUUCUUCAGCUCUGUGUAAGCAAGUUUUCUGAGGUCCCUACACUAUCGUCUGUGGACAUUACUUCCUUCCUGACCAAUGAUAGCCAACGUACUCAACACACCAGUACGAUUAAAGAAAGCAUGAGUGCAAAGUUUCUUGAAAGUCCCAAAAAGGAGACCAGUAAGAAGGCAGUUAAUACUAUUGAAACACUCUUUCAAAGGGCAGCAAAAAGAAAACAAGGCCGGGCUAUUGCUGGGUGUUUUGUUCCUGAUGUAAGUGAUAUGAUAGUACCAACAGCUACUCAGACCAAGAGUUCUCACAACAGCAGCCAAGUUUCAGAAGGCUUAAUGGAACCAAGCAACCCAAACAUGAUGGGCGAACAGCAGUUGAUGGAACCUUUGCAAGAGGCCACUUUGACUGGUGAAGGUUGUGUGUCAUCUUCAGAAAUGAAAAUGCUUCCUGAUUCAUUUAAAGAAGAAAACGUGCAGGCUGCUCCUGGACUUUUGCAGGAAGGAGGAGCUAUGAGUUUGGCUGAUCCCUCCUCAAUGGAUGACUGCUUGUUAUGUGAGAAAUGUAACCAAAAAGUGGCAGUCUGGGAGUUCGCUGAACACUUAGAUUACCACUUUGCUGUGGAACUGCAGAAUUCUUUCUUGGGAUCUAACUCCUUCAGAUCAGCUGAAUCUCUUGACAAUCCAGUGAAGGAAAAAAAUAAAUCAAGGGAACAGAAAACCACCAGUGCCAAACGACCAAAGCAAGAUGGAACUAGGACUUUAGAUUUCUUUUUUAAACCAUUGCCACCAUAGUUGCUCACUUGAGUAACUUGUGACUUAGAAAAUGUACUUUCACUAAUAAACUAAUCCUAAUAAAUUGUUCCUUAAAAGACCUAAUCUUUCUGGGAGCUAAUGAAUGAGGAUAAAAAUCUGUAAUCAAAGGUAUGCUAUCUGCAGGGCCUUCUGUUACUUUUUAUUCAAGGGUCUUCAGACUUGGCAAGUUUAAGACGUAGACUUCAACUCUCAGAAUUCCUGAGCUAACAUGACUGGAGGAGUAAUUUUAAGAGUUGAAGUCCACCAGUCUUAAAGCUGUCAAGUUUGAAGUCCCCUGCUUUAUUUGACAAGAUGACAAUGGACAAUGUGACAGUUAGAUUGUGUUCUGCUAAUAGUUCUGUAGUUGUCCUAUGACUAGUUUUAAAACAGAGGAGGAAUUCAUCUACUAUCACUCUAUCAUGUUGAAGAUUUGCUUAUUUCAGAAGUCUUGCAUUCAUGUAGGGGUUCUAAAAGCCCGACUACAGUCAAGAUAACAAUGAGUGAAAAUCAUAAGAAACCUUGAUAUCAGAUAGCACAGAAUUUUGAAUUUGAUUUUAAGACGGGAGAAAAAUCUACACUUCCCACAGAUGGUGGAUUACAACUUCUAGCAUCCUUUCCUAUUGGUUCUGCUAGCUAGAUUGAUAGCAUUGAGGAGCCCACAACCUUUGGAAAACAAUACUUCAGUUCUCAUUCUUGUUUUUUUUUUUUAAUUUCUUAAGAACCUUGCCAUAUAUUUGAAUGCUUCUUUUUCUAAAUUUGUGUAAAAAAAAGUCUGUAAUAUACUUUUCUAUUUUAUUUGUUUGACUCUAGGCAUUUCUCAGUAACAAUAUUGUCUCUUCUGGGAGUAGAAUUCUAUAUUGUUUAGGUCAAGCAUUCUUUUAGUAAAUGAAACUCUUAUGCUAAGUCAACCUUGUGGUUUCAAAAUGCUAA